CCUAAAUCAACACAUUAAAUCAAGUAAAUAAAUAAGAUGCAUGCACCCUAAUUAAAAUCGUUUAUCUCAUUCCUUGGUUUUCGUUUAUUCGGCGGCCGCCUAAAGUUCCUCCGUUGGCUCCUCGUAUUUCCCCAUUAAAACUUAGGUAUUUCGAUUAACUCCGGCCGUACAACUCAAAAACAAAUCGGACUAAAAGUAGUACUUCUAUUCACAAAGUAAAACACGCAUGCUCCUAAUCCCUUUUCUUAAUUGAAUUCCAAUUAGUCCAUAGCCCAUACCAAAUCAUGGCCCAACAAAAGCAUUAAAAAAUAUCCUAACACUUAAACUAAAGAAAAAAAAAGAGGCAGUAGCCAAAAUAUUGCCUGCCACCACACGUUUAUACUCCCUUCACAGCAAUGUAUACCCACCUAUUAUUAUAUUUCCAAAUCACCCAUUUGCAUAAUGAAAAAAAAAAGAAAAAGAAAAUACUAAGAGUGAACUACUCCCAGAUUCGUCUUCUUCAAUUUAAUAUAACCUCUCUCUCUAGUUCAUCCUUUUCUUUGAAUCUCCCUUACAUAAAAUCCACCAUAUAAAACACCAAACUCCUACCAAUUCACAACAAAACAAUUCCCCCAAGCAGGCUGAAAUUCUCGUCUCUAACUUUUCUUCACAAAAUUGAUAAUCUAGUUACUUCCCACCCCUCUCUCUCGUUCGCUGCUGCUACCGUCGACGGCGCCUCCGUUAGCUUAACCAGACAAUCCAAACAAUUCACAUCAAAACUCGGUUGAUUCUGAAGAGAGAAGAAUUACAAGAACAAUUAGAGAAGAAUGGUCGACGUGGAUCGGAGGAUGACGAGCCUGAACCCGUCCCACGUGGCCGGGCUCCGCCGCCUCUCAGCCCGCGCAGCCGCUGCCGCCGCUCCCUCCGCGCCGUGCAGCAGUCUCCUCUCCUUCACUUCCCUCGCCGACAAAGUAAUAUCCCAAUUGCGAAACUCGGGGGUACAAAUCCAGCCCGGGCUAACGGAAUCCGAGUUAGCCCAAGCCGAAGCCGAAUUCGGCUUCGCCUUCCCGCCGGAUUUGAAAGCCGUCCUCGCGUCCGGCUUUCCAUCCGGCGCCGGCUUCCCCGACUGGCGAUCGGCUCGGCUCCACCUCCGCGCCGCGAUUCAUCUCCCCAUCGCAUCCGUAUCGUUCCACAUAGCCCGCAAUGCGCUGUGGUCGAAUGCCUGGGGCCCGCGCCCGGCCGACCCGGAAAAGGCGAUGAAGUUCGGGAGAAACGCUCUCAAGAGAGCCCCGCUUUUGAUACCCGUUUUCGACCAUUGCUAUAUCCCUUGCAAUCCCUGCCUCGCCGGAAACCCUAUCUUCUACGUCGACGAGAAUCGGAUUUUCUGCUGCGGCUUCGAUUUGGCCGAUUUCUUCGAGCGGCAGAGCGCCUCCCCCAAAAUCCAGCGAUCGAUCAGCGAGAGAUCGGCGGCGUCCUUGCUCUCGUCCUCUUUUAUCGAUUCGUCGCGGAGGAGCCUCGACGCUGGCGGUCCGGUGCCGCGGUGGGUGGAGUUCUGGAGCGAGGCCGCCGUGGACCGGCGGCGGAGGGAUUCGAAUUCGUCGUCGUCGUCUUCUUCGGAAAUAAUGCUGCCGAGAUGGGAGAUGCCGGAUUGGGUGGGUGAGUACGUGGAGCAAGUCGGGUCGGUUCUGAGGAGGAGCGGGUGGGCGGAAUCGGACGUUGCGGAGAUUGUCCACGUGUCGGCAUCUGGCUUCUUCGUGGACGGGGAGAUGGUGAUGCUCGACAGCCAAUCAGUGCUUGACGCGUUGCUGUUAAAAGUGGAUCGGUAUUCGGAUACGCUCCGGAAAGCGGGUUGGAGCUCGGAAGAGGUGGCGGAGGCGUUGGGGAUUGAUUUCCGGCAAGAGGAGAAGAAGAAGGUGGCGCCGGAGGUGCUGCGGAGGUUGGGGAAACUGGCGGAGGCGGUCAACUUGUCGUCGUCGUCAUUAUUGACCUAGUUUUUGGGAGAUUCGAAGCGCUUUUGUUUUUUCAGUAGUUCAAAGUCUGGUGAUUGCGAACUCUUUUUCUAUUUUUGAGAAAGGGUACGAACGGAAAGCCUUUGGUUUAGGAAAUCGGAAAAGGUUAGAUUAAAAGUAAAAGUUAACAGUGAAAGUAUCUUUUGAAAUGCACUGGAUAAUAAAUACACAGUAUCCAACUAUUUUUUACACACUCUCAUCAUGUAUCUUGUAUUUACUUCAUUUCUAUGUCUUUACAUGUAAAAGUUGUUUUCUUAAA
This is a messenger RNA of Salvia splendens (bonfire salvia), 2247 nucleotides long. RefSeq lists its product as uncharacterized. The transcript is spliced from 2 exons. The record is from RefSeq and is a predicted model, not a curated record. NCBI's taxonomy places the organism in Eukaryota, Viridiplantae, Streptophyta, Magnoliopsida, Lamiales, Lamiaceae. Bases 807 to 1970 code for a protein of 387 amino acids.